UAUACCCUAUCUAUGCAACCUGGAACGUGCCAGAGCGUCCGACGUAGCCUACUACCCAGCGUGGUGUAGCCAGCUAACUUGUGUGCGUUGAAAUCGCUGCUGAAAUGUUUUUGAACUAAAAUAUAUUUGAAAAGGAGCCAUUUGAAGAUACUACAGUACCUCUGGCAGAGUCAUGGCAGAAGCUCACCAGGCUGUGGCGUUCCAGUUCACCGUCUCUCCAGAUGGCAUUGAUCUGCAGUUGAGCCACGAGGCCCUGAGACAAAUCUACCUGUCUGGCCUGCAUUCCUGGAAGAAAAAGUUUAUCCGCUUCAAGAAUGGGGUGAUGACUGGGGUGUACCCUGGCAGUCCCACCGGCCUGAUGUUAGUGGUGGGGCUGUACAUGGGGAGGGCAAAGUACGUCCAAGCUGACCCUUCCUUGGCACUGUUCACCAAAGUGGGUGCUCACCUGCCUGUUAGUCGCUAUAUGUCCUUUGAGAAGCAGCAGGUGGUUGGCGGGGUGCUAGUUGGCACAGGGCUCUGGGUGGCUAUUUUUUUCACCAUGCGAACUGCACUCAAGUGGCUGCUCUCCUGGCAUGGAUGGAUGUAUGCCCGUCACGGCACCGUGCCAUGGAGAACACGCAUCUGGCUGGUCCUGGUGAAAAUCUUCUCCGGCAGGCGGAAUCCCCAGUUGUACAGCUUCCAGACAUCGUUACCACAGCUCCCUCUGCCCUCGGUGAAAGACACCAUCAAUAGAUACCUUGAAUCUGCCCGUCCGCUCAUGGACGACGAACAGUACUUGAGGAUGGAGGUUCUUGCCCAAGAUUUUGAGAAAGGCCUGGGUCCUAAACUUCAGUGGUACCUGAAACUCAAAUCCUGGUGGGCUACAAACUAUGUCAGUGACUGGUGGAGGAGUACAUCUACCUAAGAGGCCGUGGACCAAUCAUGGUCAACAGCAACUACUAUGCAAUGGUAAGAGUCAGAA
Molecule: messenger RNA, 961 nt
Organism: Salvelinus sp. IW2-2015
Lineage: Eukaryota; Metazoa; Chordata; Actinopteri; Salmoniformes; Salmonidae
Product: carnitine O-palmitoyltransferase 1, liver isoform
Biological process (GO): carnitine metabolic process; fatty acid metabolic process
Cellular component (GO): mitochondrion
Molecular function (GO): carnitine O-palmitoyltransferase activity
Source: RefSeq, a predicted model, not a curated record